Molecule: messenger RNA, 5784 nt
Organism: Lepus europaeus (European hare)
Lineage: Eukaryota; Metazoa; Chordata; Mammalia; Lagomorpha; Leporidae
Gene: MAPK8IP3
Product: mitogen-activated protein kinase 8 interacting protein 3
Exons: 28
Coding region: 1481-4723 (1080 amino acids)
Biological process (GO): vesicle-mediated transport
Cellular component (GO): cytoplasm
Molecular function (GO): kinesin binding; MAP kinase scaffold activity; JUN kinase binding
Source: RefSeq, a predicted model, not a curated record
UAGCCGUGCCAUGGAGUGAAGGUCCCCUUCCUGCCACUGGCGGCCCCGUGCCCCGGCGGGCGGAGGCCGGUCUUUGUAGAACCCUGUAGCUGUCCCUGCUUAGCCCCGAGACGGGAUGGUGAAACCCGGCCAGGGGUGUCCGGAGAUGCGUGGAAAUCAAAGUUCUGGCUGCUGAGCCUUGCGCCUCAGCUGGGAGAAAGCCCUAGACAAGGGCCACGGGGUGCCUGUCACACCUCCUCAGCCUGAGUUUGGGAAGGCAGGAGCCCCGCCCCUCAAGCCAUGCACAGCCCGCCAGCAAGCGCCUGCAGGAUGUGGGGCCCGAGAAGGCCCAGGCACUCCUUCGGGUCCCACUCCCCUGCUGCCAGCUCUGUCCACAUCGCCAGGUAAGUCACCUCUCCCAGGGUAGAUGGAGGAGUUGGCGUUGGGACCCCAGAGGCCAUGGGAGGUGGCACAGCCCCUGGGCCUCCUGGUGUGGCUGGGCCCGUGGCUGUGGAGUCCGGGGCUUCUUGGGGACGUUCUUCCUGCUGCCACUCUGCCGACUGUCCUUCCACCUCUGUCCAGCCUGCCCGCGGGAGGCUGUGCGGCUGCCAGCUCUGUCCAGCCUGCCCGCGGGAGGCUGUGCGGCUGCCACCUCUGUCCAGCCUGCCCGCGGGAGGCUGUGCAGCUCCAGCUUUGUCCAGCCUGCCCGCGGGAGGCUGUGCGGCUCCAGCUCUGUCCAGCCUGCCCGCGGGAGGCUGUGCGGCUCCAGCUCUGUCGGAAGGUGGCCCCACCACUUCUCCUUUCGCGCUCUGAGGCAGGCCGGACACCUGGCCCAGUUCUCCCUGCCCCACCAGGGUUUGUGCCCGGGAGGAAGACAGGCCCGGGGCUCCCAACCCUGCCCUGGGGCUGGGCCUGGCUCUGCUGUUUACUCUCGUCACACUGGGCCUGUAAGUGUUGGUAGAAACCCCGGGAGCCCCAGACGGCCAUGGCGCCCACACUUGACCCUCUGGCCUGCUGGCCCUGCUGCUGCCGUGCCUGGACAAGCUCUCCUGUGACCCCUCUCUCUCCCUCUCUCUCCCUCUCUCUCCCUCUCCCUCUCUCUCUCUCUCUCUCUCUCUCUCACUCUCUCUCACUCUCACUCUAACUCUUUCACUACUUGGUCCAAAACCGUCUCUCUCCGCAAAUCUCAGUGUUUUGUGUUUUAGUUCAUAGGUGUGUUUCAUUUUGACUUUUCUUUUUUUUUUUUAAUAGUUAACAUUUAAGUUCUUUUUAUUUCAUUCUCUAGGUUUUAAAGUUUUUUCUAAUUUCUUAAUUUUUUUUGUUGUUUUCUGUUUUGUUUUUGUUUUUAUGUGCUGUGUCUUCAGUGUAUUAACCAAACAGUUGUGGCUACUCAUGGUGAGGCAAGACAGCUGAGAGCUUGGGCUCUUUGCAUUUGGAGGUCACUGCUCCACGUUGAUGUUUAGGAGGUUGGCAGGUUUGCCUGUAGUGUCCUCAGGAUGAGAUGUCCGAGUCCGGCCAGUCUUCAGCAGCUGCCACGCCCAGCACCGCCGGCACCAAGUCCAACACUCCCACGUCUUCAGUGCCCUCGGCUGCGGUCACGCCCCUCACCGAGAGCAUGCAGCCCCUGGGCGGGGACUAUGGCAGUGGCACCAAGAACAGUGCACGGUCCCGGGAGAAGCGCAACAGCCGCAACAUGGAGGUGCAGGUCACGCAGGAGAUGCGCAACGUCAGCAUUGGCAUGGGCAGCAGUGACGAGUGGUCUGACGUCCAGGACAUUAUCGACUCCACUCCGGAGCUGGACAUGUGUCCCGAGACCCGCCUGGACCGCACGGGAAACAGUCCCACCCAGGGCAUCGUCAAUAAAGCUUUUGGCAUCAACACCGACUCCCUGUACCACGAGCUGUCAACGGCGGGGUCAGAGGUCAUCGGGGACGUGGACGAAGGGGCUGACCUCCUAGGGGAGUUCUCAGUGCGCGAUGAUUUUUUUGGAAUGGGCAAGGAAGUGGGCAAUCUGCUGCUGGAGAACUCACAGCUUCUGGAAACCAAAAACGCCCUGAACGUGGUGAAGAACGACCUCAUUGCCAAGGUCGACCAGCUGUCGGGCGAGCAGGAGGUGCUGAAGGACGAGCUGGAGGCCGCCAAGCAGGCCAAAGCCAAGCUGGAGACCCGCGUGAAGGAGCUGGAGGAGGAGCUCAGGAGGGUGAAGUCAGAGGCCAUUACUGCCCGCCGCGAGCCCAAAGAGGAGGUGGAGGAUGUAGGCAGCUAUCUCUGUGCGGAACUGGACAAAAUCCCCAUGGCCCAGCGCCGCCGCUUCACACGUGUGGAGAUGGCCCGCGUGCUCAUGGAGCGGAACCAGUACAAGGAGCGGCUGAUGGAGCUGCAGGAGGCCGUGCGGUGGACGGAGAUGAUCAGAGCGUCCCGAGAGCACCCCUCCGUCCAGGAGAAGAAGAAGUCGACCAUCUGGCAGUUCUUCAGCCGCCUCUUCAGCUCCUCCUCCAGCCCCCCCCCGGCCAAGCGGUCUUACCCGUCUGUGAACAUCCACUACAAGUCACCCACCGCUGCCGGCUUCAGCCAGCGCCGCGGCCAUGCCAUGUGCCCGAUCUCAGCGGGCAGCCGGCCCCUGGAGUUCUUCCCAGAUGACGACUGCACGUCCUCGGCUCGGCGGGAGCAGAAGCGGGAGCAGUACCGCCAGGUGCGCGAGCAUGUUCGCAAUGACGAUGGGCGGCUGCAGGCCUGCGGCUGGAGUCUGCCGGCCAAGUACAAGCAGCUGAGCCCCAGUGGCGGCCAGGAGGACACGCGGAUGAAGAACGUGCCGGUGCCAGUGUACUGUCGGCCCCUGGUGGAGAAGGACCCCACCAUGAAGCUGUGGUGUGCUGCGGGCGUCAGCCUGAACGGCUGGAAACCCAGCGAGGAGGAGCCCGGGAACGGGGUCAAACCCACGCCAGGCCGUGACCCUCUGACCUGCGACCGGGAAGCGGAAGGCGAGCCCAAGAGCAACCACACAUCUCCGGAGAAGAAGGUGAAGGAGCUCCAGGAAGCAGACGCCACGUCCAGCAGGGUGUGGAUCCUCACCAGCACCCUGACCACCAGCAAGGUGGUGAUCAUCGACGCCAACCAGCCGGGCACUGUGGUGGACCAGUUCACUGUCUGCAACGCGCACGUCCUGUGCAUCUCCAGCAUCCCUGCUGCCAGCGACAGCGACUACCCUCCGGGGGAGAUGUUCCUGGACAGCGAGGUGAACCCCGAGGACUCUGGGGCCGAUGGCGUGCUGGCCGGCAUCACCCUGGUGGGCUGUGCCACCCGCUGCACCGUGCCACGCAGCAGCUGCUCCUCCCGAGGGGACACCCCCGUGCUGGACAAGGGGCAGGGAGAGGUGGCUGCCGUCGCCAACGGGAAGGCCAACCCUUCGCAGUCCACAGAGGAAGCCACGGAAGCCACAGAGGUGCCGGACCCUGGGCCCAGCGAGCCAGAGGCGGCUGCGGUGCGGCCCGGGACCCUCACGGAGCACGUCUUCACCGACCCAGCCCCAACCACGUCCGCAAGCACCCAACCUGACAGCGAGAACGGCCCAGAGCCUGACGGUGGCGUUGCUCAGCCGGAGCCGGAGCCCAGCGGGGACCCUGCGGGGGCCAGCAGCAGCGCUGCGCCUACUAUGUGGCUGGGAGCCCAGAACGGCUGGCUCUACGUGCACUCGGCCGUGGCCAAUUGGAAGAAGUGUCUGCACUCCAUCAAGCUGAAGGACUCCGUGCUCAGCCUGGUGCACGUCAAAGGCCGAGUGCUCGUGGCCCUGGCAGAUGGAACUCUGGCCAUCUUCCACCGUGGCGAAGACGGCCAGUGGGACCUGAGCAACUACCACCUGAUGGACCUGGGCCACCCGCACCACUCCAUCCGCUGCAUGGCCGUCGUGUACGACCGCGUGUGGUGUGGCUACAAGAACAAGGUGCACGUCAUCCAGCCCAAGACCAUGCAGGUGGAGAAGUCAUUCGAUGCCCACCCGCGGCGGGAGAGCCAGGUGCGGCAGCUGGCGUGGAUCGGCGACGGGGUGUGGGUGUCCAUCCGCCUAGACUCCACGCUGCGGCUGUAUCACGCCCACACCCACCAGCACCUGCAGGAUGUGGACAUUGAGCCCUACGUCAGCAAGAUGCUGGGCACUGGCAAGCUGGGCUUCUCCUUCGUGCGCAUCACGGCCUUGCUCAUCGCUGGCAACCGCCUCUGGGUGGGCACUGGCAACGGAGUCGUCAUCUCCAUCCCCCUGACCGAGACUGUGGUCCUGCACCGAGGCCAGCUCCUGGGGCUCCGAGCCAACAAGACGUCCCCCACGUCUGGGGAGGGGGCCCGCCCCGGAGGCGUCAUCCACGUGUACGGGGACGACAGCAGCGACAAGUCCGCCAGCAGCUUCAUCCCCUACUGCUCCAUGGCCCAGGCCCAGCUCUGCUUCCACGGGCACCGUGACGCCGUCAAAUUCUUCGUCUCAGUGCCAGGGAACGUGCUGGCCACUCUGAACGGCAGCGUGCUGGACAGCCCGUCCGAGAGCCCCGGGCCGGCCGCAGACACCGAGGGCCAGAGGCUCAAGAACGUGUUGGUGCUGAGUGGCGGCGAAGGCUACAUCGACUUCCGCAUCGGGGACGGAGAGGACGACGAGACGGAGGAAGGUGCCGGGGACGUGGGCCAGGUGAAGCCCGUGCUGUCCAAGGCCGAGCGCAGCCACAUCAUCGUGUGGCAGGUGUCCUACAGCCCGGAGUGAGGCUGCCGCCACGGCCACCCUGUACAUAGGACCCCACCUGCCCAGCGCCCGCCCCCGGGGCCGCCGCCCGCUCUGACCUCUCAACCUGCAGCUUUCACCUGAGGCCCAGGCCCUGGCUGGCGGGGCGCGGGGUGACGCAGGCCAGCUGGGAGGGAGGACCCUUCCCCACACCUGGCCCAAGGGUAGGGGGCCUGGCCGGGGCUCUCCUUCCUGGCACCCCCAGAUCAGGGAGCAGGGGGCCCCACUUGCCUUUGCAUGCUGCCUGUGGGGGUGUGGCCUUGCUGCCCUUCAGGGAACUGUUCAGCACUAGCCUUCACCAGGGAGGGGCUCGGGCAGCGCCGGGCUCCCCCCACCACCAAGCUUCCCUCAGCCCCCUGAGCAGCUGCUUGAGGACACAGACCAGAGGCCCCUCCUGCUGGACCCACAGCUGCCCACAUGGACAGCCCCUCCGGGCCAGUGUCCCCUCCCCCACCCAGGCCUUGGAGGAGCGGGCCCUGGACCCACCGGGGGUCUCAGGCUGCCAGGCGGGGCCCUGGCCUCAGUCCUCAGGUUGAUGGAGAAAGGUGUGCUCCAGACACGCUGACAAGUGCCUAGAGCUGCCGCUGCGGCCUGCGGCAGGGGGAGAGGACGGGAGGCCGGGGCCCAGGCCGCCCCGGCCAGACUGCGCAUGUGGGUGGGGGGAGGGGUGGACAUGGGCCCAGGACUGCCCCUGCAUGGACAGGCCUCGCUGCCCCGGGGCCCAGACCUCACCCUGCUGAGGCGCUGCGCAGGGCCGCCCCCACCAGAGAAGCACACACCUCGGGCAGCUGCCCACCAGCCCAGCUGGCCUCGGCCGCAGCCACGUUCCCCAGCAGGCUUCUCCCCGCGGCCCUGCCACCUCUCCACUGUGAUGUCCGUCAAGUCCCUGUCUGUCCCCACGGGACCCAGCCGUGACUUGGGGUCAGUGGGCGGGGGCAGCUCAGGGGAGGAGCCGCCAGACCAUCCUCCUGCGGCUUUGGCCCUGCAAGUGAACCCCGUAUCUGCUCUGUGUAAUAAACGUCUCAGCGUCGUCCGGGUCCGAA